UUCUCUGUUACGGUCUGUUUGACAUUCAUGGUACCGAUUCGCACAUGGGCCGGCGUCGUGCAACGUCGCGGUACACACACCUUACAUUAAAAAAUAUCUUGUCCCUCCUUUUGUACAAGCGAUAUCUCAUCCUCGGUCGUUCAGUGUGGUGUUACGUGUCUCCGAAAUGACCACUUUGCGUAACUCGACACGUGCUAACUCGACAACCGAACGCGCGAUUUUUCCGAGAAACUAACGCUUAUGCGCGGCGCGAAUAAAUCCAUUUCACACGUGUCAAAGUGACACACAUGAGGAAUUAGUUUAGCUCACGUUAAAAAGCAGAUUAACGAGCGUGGUUGUCAGAAUCGCGCGUUUAAACGGCGACGUGGUGAUUCCACGGCUGAAAGCCGGGAAUUUCUGCACGCAAACGUGAACGCUAAUAAAUAGUGGCUAUUAUAAUUUGUAUGGGAUAUAUUCUUCUCGGGAGAGACGUUGGCACGGGAGUUCCAAUUUUUUUAUCCUCGCACGCUUCUCUCGCUUGCUUGAGAACCGGUUUCAUAUCGACCACGUUUACAUGCGCGUCUCAAAAAGGAGGCGCGAGACGUGAGUCGACGAGAAAGAAGCGUAAGGUACCUUUCGGCGAAGCGCAAACACUUUAUUUGAUAUUCGGCAGUGGAAAGGAAAGGAAACAGAGGAAUCCCGGCGCGAAAUCAGCCGAAGGAUAAUCGCAGUCCUGACUUGAAUCGCAAUUAUUUGCCAUUAAAUGUUACACCGCAGCGUAUCCGAUACGUUACGUGUAUCUUUGUCAUUGAUUCUCUAAUCUGCCCGAUUUCCAUGUAAUUCCCACGCGAUUUCCGAGCUAAUUAGUAAGGUUUGCGGAAGGUCUACGUCAUGGCGGGGUUAAAUGCUCGCUACAUGUCAACAAAGCUGGACUUAAACUUAGACGAAUGUCUAUUUGCUAACAUAGUUGCAAAUGAAAUUGCAGUGCAUCACGAUUUGAUAGCUUUGGCUUUAAAAAGAUACGGAUGUUUUUGGAUAAGUAUAAGAAGUCGAAUCGUACGAAUAUCAUAGUAAAAAGACCGUAAUGGGAGAUGAUGGGAAACAUCACGUUUUCUGGGAUAAGGACGAGGAAAAAGAUUUCUUCAUUCAGUGGUUGCCGCCGCCUGUCGUCGAUAAAUCUGUGCAGUUUUCCAAAGCGGCUUUCCGAUCUUACGGAAAUACAAUCGCGGCCAAUUAUGCAUCAUCGCCCGAUGACGGAGCUGAAUACUCGACAUGCGUUAACGAAGCGUGAAAUUAAAGAGACGAAUGUUUGUUAAGUGCGUAACGCGAUACGAUCACGGGCCACGGGUGAUUUUUCGAUCGUGCUUCGGCGACGAUUUGGCGUCAAGAUAUGUUCGGUCACGGUAAGUCGCGCGGUCAUGGCAAGCCGAGGAAGGGGUCCAACACCAAGAAGCAUCACAUUCGCAAUUGGAUGCACUCGGGGAAAAAGAAAAAGAACGAGGCUAACCUCUUUACCGUGAUGAUGUCCUCUACCGACUCGUCAUCCCCGGCACAGGCAUCGAUAUCUGCAACGAAUCUCGAUAUGGUGGACCACGCGAGAUUAGGCAAGAUCAACACGACUUCUCUAACAACUUCGCAACCAUUGAAAUCCGAAGUGAAACCACUCGCGAAGGCCGAUACCGAUGUGAUAGAGGAAGCUGUGCCGAUUGUGCAAACGACGUUACCUGUGCCGGAGUCGGAAGCGAAAAUCGAGAAGAAUGGUCUCGACUUUAACGCGAAGAAAUCGACCAACGAACCAGACGACGAAUGUCUGAUCAACUGCAUUUAUUAUACACAACAAUGUUGCGACUGCACAAUAGUUUGAGAUCAUUCAACGUCCUUAGCUAGAUAAAUGCCGAAGAAGCAGCGUCUCCCGACUGCUCGGAUCGUUUUUCGCGAUCUCGAGGCGCCUCUCUUCAACGCAAAAUUUAGGAUCUGACAUUGCAUUAAAUAUUGCGCGUUAAGAUACUUUGUGAUAACGUGAAGUACAAUAGUAGACAAAUUUUGUGAAUGUGUACGAAUGAGCGUGUGAUGUUCGUAAUAAUAUGUACACAAUAAUUUUUGAUAUUGUAUAUUUCAUCGAGCACAUAUUGUACGAUUUAAAGUGAUCGAUAGGCAUUUGCGUACCAAUCAAUUUAUAUUUCUAGAGUGUACUUCGCGGCAAAGGAAGUUGUACUUGCGAAUGUUCACUGCCAUUACCUGGUAAAAAAUCGUGUCGACAGACAUCGUAAAAGUCAAUUAUUAGUCCAUAAGUCAUUCCCUCGCAAUAUGUUAUAGAACAAGUUAAUUUCUAUACCAUUAGCAUGUCUUCCUAACAAUUUGACAUUAAUGUUUAAUGUCAAUGAUGCGCAAUCGACAGUAUUAACCGCGACAAUCGUCUAUAUCAGACAUUUAUAUCUGUUUAUAAUUCUGUAAAUUUGCGAGUUAAAAACAAGGAUCUGUAAUUAUAUAGGAGUAUAAAUCUUCUAUUUGGAAAUGAAAUUUAAUAAUAUCAAAUUUUCCAUAUUGGU
Messenger RNA from Pogonomyrmex barbatus (red harvester ant), 2528 nucleotides. RefSeq lists its product as uncharacterized. NCBI's taxonomy places the organism in Eukaryota, Metazoa, Arthropoda, Insecta, Hymenoptera, Formicidae. The record is from RefSeq and is a predicted model, not a curated record.